GAGGACCAAGACCUGUGCUAGCAGUUGAGGACUCUAGUCCAGAAGGCCAAAAGAGCAAAGAAGAAACUGCUGAAGCGAGAAGGCGAUGACAGAAGUGAUUCUGGCUCUCAGGACCGAUACGAGUCGUUCAGCUAUGGUGGAGUCGAUCCGUACAUGUGGGAGCCCCAGGAAGUAGGUGCUAUGAGAAGCCAUCUUUCGGAGUUCAAGAAACACCGAGCAGCCAGGAUCGACCACUAUGUAGUUGAAGUCAACAAGUUAAUAAUCAGGUUAGAAAAGCUGACGUCGUUUGACAGAGCAAACACCGAGUCCGCUAAACUCCGAGCUAUCGAGAAGUCCGUUGUGCCUUGGGUCAGCGAUCAGGACGUGCCGUUCUGCCCCGACUGCGGCAGCAAGUUCAGCAUCCGGAACCGCCGGCACCACUGCCGCCUCUGCGGGUCCAUCAUGUGCAAGAAGUGCACGGAGCUGGUCACUCUUCCUUUGGCAAGCAAACUCACUACUGCCAGCAAAGAGGCCUUGGCUUCCCACAGUAGCCCCAACUCCUCGCCUAACAGCGUCCAUGGCUCCCGCCGCGGCAGCAUCAGCAGCGUGAGCAGCGUGAGCUCAGUUCUGGAGGAGAAGGACGACGACCGGAUCCGUUGCUGUCGGCACUGCAAAGACACCCUGUUGAAAAGAGAGCAACAGAUUGAUGAGCGGGAGUACACGCCAGAGAUCGUCAAGCUCUACGAGAAACUCCGCCUGUGCAUGGAGAAGGUUGACCAGAAGGCACCGGAAUACAUCAGGAUGGCAGAAUCCCUGAACGCCGGGGAGACGGCCUACAGCCUGGAACACGCCAGCGCCUUGCGGCUGGAGAUUCAGAAGGUCUACGAGCUCAUAGACGCCUUAAGUAAGAAGAUUUUGAGUCUGGGCUUGCAUGAAGACCCCCAACCUCAUCCUAGGACCCUGCAGCUUCAGAGGAUGAUAAGAUACUCAGCUACCCUUUUUGUUCAGGAAAAACUGCUUGGCCUCAUGUCCCUGCCAACCAAAGACCAGUAUGAAGAGCUGAAGAAGAGACGAGUGCACGUGGUGGCUCCUGAAACACGUGGAAAACAAGAAGAAAAGCAGAAAGACUUGGCCUCCGGAUCUGCAGUUAAUGGGGCUGCCACUGCCCCAAGGAGAGGAACCGCCAGGCCGUCGGAGGGCUGGUUACCUACGUCCGGCGUGUCGAGAGCGAGCGAGAUGGCAGACCCCCUCCUCCAGCAGAUUGACAACAUCACCUCCUUCAUUCAGCAAGCGCAGGCAGCGAACAGGGCGGAUGAGGUGCUCAUGUUGCAGGAGAACCUGAGGCAGCUUCAGGAUGAAUACGACCAACAGCAAACCCUGAGAGCGAUCGAGCUCUCUAGAAAACAGGCCGAGGAGGAAGAGAUGCAGAGGGAGGAGCUUCAGGUCCUCUGCGAGAAGGAGUGGGAAAGGGAACAGCACAAGCUCCUGUCUCAGCAUGCGAGGAUGCGCUCCUUGGACUUGAGAGAAGUCAGGCAGCACCAGCGUGAUGUUGCAGAAGAGGAUGGGGACUUGGAAGCACGUGCUUCGGACCGGGAUGGUGCCCGGCUGCAGGGGGCUCCCGGCUUUCAGACUCCUGCUGCUGAGCAGCUGCCACCUACAGAGCGCUUGGGCCUCGCGCCCCGAGUCCCGAACGUGCCCCAGGGUGACAGAGACCGAGGCGAGCCCACCUGUCUAAACCCCUUUGAAGAUGAAGUGGGUACCCCACAGGCAGAGGAGGGUCCUGCCAACCCCUUUGCCAGGGACACUUCCCCAGUGGCUUCUAAGACAGCUCUGCCCAGUGACAGGAAAGAAUAUAACCCGUUCGAAAACGAGGAGGAGGAGGAGGAGGAGCAGCAGCAGCGAAGUAACGGAGCGCCCAGCAGUACUUCCAACCCUUUUGAAGAGGACGAAAAUCCCUUUCGAAAGCCUGGGGGCGUCUGGAAUUGUGGAAAUCCAUUUGAAGAGGGAUCUUCCACCAACCCCUUCGACGUGGAGGAUGGCCACGAGGCCGCUGCUGAAGAGGCGAUAGAGGAAGAGCUGCUUCUCCAGCAGAUCGAUAACAUCAAGGCUUACAUAUUUGACGCCAAACACAGCGGGCGCCUGGAUGAGGUGGAGGUGCUGACCGAGAACUUGCAGGAACUGAAGCGCACGUUAGCCAAGCAGAAGGAGAGAUCCGGCUGCUGA
Molecule: messenger RNA, 2202 nt
Organism: Eurypyga helias (sunbittern)
Lineage: Eukaryota; Metazoa; Chordata; Aves; Eurypygiformes; Eurypygidae
Gene: RBSN
Product: zinc finger, FYVE domain containing 20
Exons: 11
Coding region: 154-2202 (682 amino acids)
Molecular function (GO): metal ion binding
Source: RefSeq, a predicted model, not a curated record